Messenger RNA from Mugil cephalus (flathead mullet), 2482 nucleotides. It is a transcript of the gene foxi2, whose product is annotated as forkhead box I2. The record is from RefSeq and is a predicted model, not a curated record. Lineage: Eukaryota; Metazoa; Chordata; Actinopteri; Mugiliformes; Mugilidae. The transcript has 2 exons. Gene Ontology annotation, biological process: anatomical structure morphogenesis; regulation of transcription by RNA polymerase II; cell differentiation. Bases 180 to 1400 code for a protein of 406 amino acids. Gene Ontology annotation, molecular function: RNA polymerase II cis-regulatory region sequence-specific DNA binding; DNA-binding transcription factor activity, RNA polymerase II-specific.
GUCUGGAGCCUGGAUGUGGCUGCUGUCAAGGGUUUCUACUAAUAAAACUCCCUGAACUCCUCCAUCCUCGCUGACACUUGUUGCUGCUGCUGCUGCUGCUGCUGCUGCCUGCGCUCCGCCGCUGGGAGAGGCCACCUGAACCGCUUCAGCAUUUCCUUUGGGAUUUCCCGCGGGGAGUGAUGAACUCCAUCGACCCUCAGUCCCAUCACCAGCACCACCAGCACCACCACCACCACCAGCACACCUCCCCUACCGUCGGCUCUCUCCCACCUAAAGGCGCCCAGGAGGCCCCGGACAUGGCCGCCGUCUACUGCGACAACUUCAGCAGCAUGUAUCACCAGCAGAGUCUCCAGGGCGCGCAGAGACCCGCCAGCUACGGCCUCGGGGAUUACGCAUCGUCUCCAAACCCGUACCUGUGGCUCAACGGGCCGGGCGUCAACUCCUCCGCCUCUUACCUGCACGGCAACAACCCGGCGUCGUUCAUCCCGCCCUCCUACGGCUCGCAGCGGCAGUUCUUAACCAACUCACCUGGAUUCGGGGGCCCCGACCUGGGCUGGCUGUCCAUCGCCAGCCAGGAGGAGCUGCUGAAGCUGGUGCGUCCGCCGUACUCGUACUCCGCGCUCAUCGCCAUGGCCAUCCAGAAUGCGCACGAGAAGAAGCUGACCCUGAGUCAGAUCUACCAGUACGUGGCCGACAACUUCCCGUUUUAUAAGAAGAGCAAAGCCGGCUGGCAAAACUCGAUCCGGCACAACCUGUCUCUGAACGACUGCUUCAAGAAAGUGCCGCGGGACGAGGACGAUCCAGGAAAAGGAAACUACUGGACGUUGGACCCAAACUGUGAAAAGAUGUUUGACAACGGAAAUUUCCGCAGGAAAAGGAAAAGACGCUCAGAUCCGAGCGGCGCAGGAGGAGCAUCAUCAUCAGCAGCAGCUGGGGCCACUAAGGUGGACGACGGCAGGCCGGCGGGGGCCGCCCCGAUGAAGCCCUCGGACAGCCCCCAGCUCCUGGGACCUUCCUCCCCGGAGAUGGAAGCGAUGAGCGAAAACCACAAGAGCUCGACGUCGUCGUCGCCGCCCGGACUGGCCUCGGCCACCCCUUGUUUCAAUAACUUCUACAGCAACAUGUCCACGCUGAGCUCGGGGGCGCCCAGCCGCCAGGGCUCGCUCGGGCUGGUGAACGAACUGUCGAACAGGAACAUAACGGCCCUGAGCCCGUACCACCCCACCCACGGCGGUCAGCAGGACACGGGGGCGUCGGAGCACAGCGACGGUUUGCAUUUCAACCGCGGAGUGUACUACAACACGUUUGGCAGUGGCCAGAGUGGACAGUUCAACAGCCACUUCUACAACAGCUUCAGCGUCAACAGCCUGAUUUACCCCCGGGAAGGGACUGAGCUAUAGGAGCCGCUUCACCACAAGACACUGUUUUGGACGCUCUGUGAAUCACACCCACACACACACAGACACACAUGCGUACGAGGUCAGACUGCUGCACAGGCCCGGACUAUUGCAUCCGAACCCUUCCUUCCCCGACCAGCAGCAUGCCAGAGGGAACUCACAGCGUCUUCGGUAACUUAACUUGACAAGCGUUCAAACUGUGGAUACAUUUCAGCCUUAAAGUCUAAAGAAAACAUGAGCACUUAUCUCUUAACAUGAAAGCUACGGCUCUCAGUGGGACGGAGACACCCGCUGAAGACUAAAAUGUCCCUGUGAAUUAAUCAAAAGCAGUCCAUCAUGUCCAAGAUCUGAAACGUGCGUUACACAUAUAUAUAUAUAUAUAUCUAUAUAUACAUAUAGAUAUAUAUGUUUUUUUUUUGCUUAUUUUGCCAAAUCUAGCUUGUAUUUCUGUGGAGUGGCCAAUUUUUAUUUUGAAAAUUCCCUAAUCAUCACUGCCAAAGUUGCCUUUGUGAGACCGCCGUUACCUCAGAACAACAGUCGCUCCAGAUGAAAGUGCCCUGUCAUGAAGGGUUUACCUGCGCUUCUAGACACAUGCAGUAAUGACUGAUCGAGCAAACAGGGCUUCUCUCUUUAAUCGUCCUCCACGUUGACUGAAACCACAGCGCUAAGGCUCAUGUAAAUACCAGUGGACUUGAUAAAUGUGUAUUUUUGUAAAUUAUAAAGAUAGUUUGUGACUAUUUAUGCUAUUUAUGCUAAUAGGCUCUUCUUCUUCUUCUUCCUCUUUUUUUUUGUUUUUCUACAAUUAGUUUGAUUAAAGCAGGAGUGAAUAUUAGCUCACGACAUGCACCGAAAACAGUAUCACAAAAAAAAACUCAGAUGUCAUAAAUAUAAAUAUAAAUAUAUAUAUAAAUAUAUUAAAAAGCUAUAUCCUAUCUCAUGGUUUCUCUCAGGAUUCAGUGUGACAAUCAUUGAAUGGCUUUUGUAUCUACUAUUGUCUUUUUUUUUUUUUUUUAAAUCUUUAUACAGUGCAUACGGCUAACAGACAGUUUCAACUGUGAUCUUAAAUAAAUAUCAUUUGGUCUCUA